AUGGUAGCUGAAAAUCUAAACAGCUUCUUUCUUAAUAUUGGUCCAAACUUAGCUGAAAAAAUUCCUUCAAGUUCAUCAUCGUUUGAUUCUUAUUUAAAAAUAUAUGAUAAGGUCAUGGACGAAUCUAAACUAGAUAUUAAUGAGUUACGAUAUGCUCUAGAUAAUCUUAAAAACAACACAAGUAGAAACUCCCUUAUAUCACAUUUUAAUCUUUCUCUUCAAUCUGGAACAGUUCCAGAAAAAUUAAUAAUUGCACGGGUCUUGCCUAUUUUUAAGUCUGGCGAUGACACAGAUUCUUCAAAUUAUAGACCAAUAUCAAUUUUACCAUGCUUUUCUAAGUUACUCGAGCGUAUAAUGUAUAAUAGGCUAAACAGCUACUUAACAGUAAAUAACAUGUUGUACAACAAGCAAUAA
Messenger RNA from Hydra vulgaris (swiftwater hydra), 414 nucleotides. RefSeq lists its product as uncharacterized. NCBI's taxonomy places the organism in Eukaryota, Metazoa, Cnidaria, Hydrozoa, Anthoathecata, Hydridae. The record is from RefSeq and is a predicted model, not a curated record.